AUGUCGUUUUGUGCCAACUGUGGAGGCAAGCUGGGGGCUGGGGCACGCUUCUGCAACGGAUGUGGCAAGCCAGUUCAGGCGCCCUCAUGCUACCAGUGCGAGAAGCCCAUCGCCGGCAAGGUGCUCAACGUCGACGGGGAGCCCACGUGCGAGAAGUGCAACGCUGAAAUGGAUGCUGCUAUCGGCCAGGCCCUCACCAACGCGCAGUCAGAACACAGCAAGUAUGGCGGCUUCAUAGACAGAAAGUUUUGA
Molecule: messenger RNA, 252 nt
Organism: Acanthamoeba castellanii str. Neff
Lineage: Eukaryota; Discosea; Longamoebia; Acanthamoebidae
Exons: 3
Coding region: 1-252 (83 amino acids)
Source: RefSeq, a predicted model, not a curated record